Messenger RNA from Sarcophilus harrisii (Tasmanian devil), 8523 nucleotides. RefSeq names its product sorbin and SH3 domain containing 1 (gene SORBS1). The record is from RefSeq and is a predicted model, not a curated record. Gene Ontology annotation, cellular component: nucleus; cell-substrate junction; cytoplasm. Gene Ontology annotation, molecular function: protein binding. Lineage: Eukaryota; Metazoa; Chordata; Mammalia; Dasyuromorphia; Dasyuridae. Gene Ontology annotation, biological process: cell-substrate adhesion. The transcript has 33 exons. Bases 721 to 5277 code for a protein of 1518 amino acids.
AGAGUUGGACAUAAUUGAACAAUCACAAGUGUGAUUUAGCAGAAAGAGCACUGGACUAAUCACCAGGAGGUAAUUGUAAGCAAGGGUGAUUGUUCUGUCUGGACAUCAGUACAGUGAAAAGAACCCUGUCCCCGGCCUAGAUCUUACCAUUACAAGCCAUAUAUGCUUCAACCAGUUAUUUCUCUUUGGGCCUCAGUUUCUCCAGCUGUAUAAUGAGGCAGAUGGGAGCAAUGAUUUCUUAAAGGCUCCCAUCAGCUCUAACCUUCUGUGAUCUCCUACGAUGAAGGGGAUGGAACGGAUAAUGUCCAAGGCUCCCCCAUCAGUGCUAACCUUCUGUGAUCUGCUCUGCUGCUGCCACUAAAUUUAUUUUCCUUGCCAAAGAAUUUAUGGGGCUCUGAUUUGGUCAGCCUUUGCCUUCUUCAGCAGCUGGUUUCACUCUGACUGUUAAAGGCUGUGCUCAGUUAAAAUCACCAGGGCAGGGUUUCCCCCUCUGGCACCCCUCAGGAAAAGCUUUUUCUGCCUCUCUGUGUUAAAUGAGUAAAUGCCUACUGCCGAGGGCUCCUUCGAAAGAGCUCUCUUCUGUUUGAUGGCUUACUUAUUUAGUCUCUACAUUCCUGUUCCCUCCAGACUUUCCUCAGCUUGCUGGAUUCCACUCUAAUAAACCUUGGAUUAGGAAAAGAGAAAACCAGUUCCUGGCUGAAAACCAUCCCUUCUACCAUAAUGAGCUCUGAAUGUGAAGUCGAUAUUUCCAAAACAGUGGUAAAUGGUCUGACUUCAACCAGUAAUGGUCAAGAAAAAGCUACUGACGACCCUUUACGUGCACGCUCUAUUUCUGCUGUUAAAAUAAUUCCUGUGAAGAAAGUGACAAAUUCUUCUGGCCUAGUCCUCCCUACAGACAUGGACCCUACCAAGAUUUGCACUGGAAAAGGAAUGGUGACCCUCCGGGCCUCUUCCACACACAGGGAAUCACCGAGUGCCAGCCCUGUGAGCCCCCAGGAGACCGUGCAAUCCGAAAGUAAACCAGGUCUGGAGCCAGAAAAUUUCCCUACAGAUGAGUGGAGAUUGUCCUCGAGUGCGGAUACAAACGGAAACGCCCAGCCCUCCUCCCUGGCGGCCAAGGGCUACCGAAGUGUCCAUCCCAAUCUUCCUUCUGACAAGUCACAGGUUUCUUCCUCUUCGUGCCCUCCUCUUCCAAAAGAGCAAAGCUUUGCAUGGCGACCACACACUGAAGCUAAGGUUUGCUCCUCACCAGUGCCCUUCAAGGACUGUGUGUACCUGAGCUCCCCGAAGCCUUACCUGGCCCAGCAGCGCGCCCCCUUCCCCCCAGCUGUGCCUUCCUCCCAGGAGGCCAGAGUCACAGCCGACGCUGGCCGGGCAUUCUCGCCUAGUAGCUCCAGAUUCCCUGACGCGUCCUCCCGAUACCAGAGCUCCUGGGAGGCUUCCAGGGCAGAAGAUAGCCCUAAUGUGAGCUCUAAUCCCGGUCAUGAGGCAGGAAGGGAUAAAAAAAAGGUCAGCAGCUUAUAUGUCCCUUGUUUAUCCAACAACACCGGCCCCGUUGCAUCUGAGAAAUCCCUCAGGCUUGCAUGUGACCCACCCCGAAGCAGCCUCGUGGAAGAGCAGGUCACCCAAGCUCCGGCUUUUGGCGUUGGGUCCUCCUUGUCCGGUGCGGGACCAUCACGCCUUGCUCCCCUUCCCGCUCCUCCCCAGCUGUCCUUUAACAGUAGAGAUGGACUUAGCCAGGGGGAAAGUCCUCCUCUGGGGACCGAGUCUCCUCUCCCAGAAGCAGUGAGACCACCUGUGCUAAGUGCCCAGAUUCCUUUGGGCCGAGAGACCCCGAAGAAAAAAGAACCCUGCUUUCCCCGACGGUGGUAUCCAGCCAAGGACGCUACUUCCUCCAACACAGCCCAGCCAGGGAUUAUAGUAGUCCCUCUGUACCUGGUUCACACGGACCAAGGGCAAGAAGGCGCUUCCAGAACACCUCCACCUCCCCUGGUGGCCCUGGACCAAAUUGCCGCCUUCCCCGUGACCGCCUCUGCUGGCGAGCCUCUGACCUUUCCGACUUUAGAUGAUUUCAUUCCCCCUCAUCUGCAGAGGCGAUCCCACCAAAACCAGCCAGCCAGCCCUUCUGGCUCAGGGCCCCCCGUUAGCCAAACAGCACCAUCACUCUCUCCACCUCCUCCUCCACUGGUCCCUCCAGUCCCGGAGGCUCUGCACAGAAUCUCGAAGCCCGACCUCCCUGGAGCGGUCUCAAGUACAGGUACAGAUUCUCUGGUAAAUGAAGUUUCUUCACCCCGCAUUGGGACUGAUUCCCAGAUUUUCCCACCAGUCAGCAAGCCUUCAUCUGCUUACCCUUCCACUACCAUCGUUAAUCCCACUAUUGUGCUUCUGCAACACAAUCGAGAACAACAAAAGCGCCUUAAUAAUCUAACAGAUCCCGUACCAGAGAGAAGGAAUGAAGAGAAAGUAGACUCAGCACCAACGUGGGAGAAAGGUGUUCAGCUUAACACACGACCAGACAAAACAGUAAAGGAUGAAAGUAGAAAAUUGGUUAAGAGCCCUCAGUGCCUAAGUGAUGGUUCCAUGGAUGAAGUAGGCAUCCCACUAAGGAACACUGAGAGAUCCAAAGACUGGUAUAAGACAAUGUUCAAACAGAUCCACAAACUUAAUAGAGACACUCCUGAAGAAAAUCCUUAUUUCCCCACCUACAAAUUCCCAGAACUUCCAGAAAUCCAGCAAAAAUCUGAAGAAGACAAUCCUUAUUCUCCUACCUACCAGUUUCCUGCAUCUACUCCUAGUCCUAAAUCAGAAGAUGAUGAUUCAGAGCUCUACUCCCCUCGAUACUCAUAUUCUGAAGACUCAAGAAUUCCUUUUUCGGUGCCUCGCUCAAAAAGUGAGAUGGAAUACAUCGAAGCGGAGAAGGUGGUCAAGAGGUCUGCCACGCUGCCCCUACCCUCUCGCUCUACAUCUUUGAAAUCGAGCCCGGAAAGAAACGACUGGGAGCCCCCAGAUAAGAAAGUGGACACUAGAAAAUACCGUGCAGAACCUAAAAGUAUUUAUGAGUAUCAGCCGGGCAAAUCUUCAGUUCUGACAAAUGAAAAGAUGACUCGGGAUAUAAGCCCAGAAGAGAUAGAUUUAAAGAAUGAACCUUGGUAUAAAUUCUUUUCGGAAUUGGAGUUUGGGAGACCGCCUCCAAAAAAGAUAUGGGAUUAUACUCCUGGAGACUGCUCUAUCCUUCCUAGAGAGGAUAGAAAGAGUACAAGAGUCAGCCCCACUCCAGAAACAACUGCUGAGCGUUCUGCCUACUCAUAUUCACCCAAUAUCCAUGCAGUGAAGAGAGAGUCAGAGAUGGCUCCAGGGGAUUCCACUGGUUUGGAGAAUGAAAGACAGAUUUAUAAAAGCGUUUUGGAAGGCGGAGACAUUCCUCUCCAGGGAUUAAGUGGUCUCAAGCGACCCUCUAGCACUGCUUCCACUAAAGAUUCAGAGUCACCUCGGCACUUCACCCCAGCUGAAUACUUGGAAACUACUGAAGAUUUUAUUCGAAGGCGUCAUGAUGACAAAGAGAAACUUUUAGCGGACCAGAGACGGCUUAAGCGCGAGCAAGAAGAAGCUGAUAUUGCAGCUAGACGGCACACGGGUGUUAUUCCAACCCACCAUCAGUUUAUCACUAAUGAGCGGUUUGGGGACCUCCUAAAUGUAGACGAUACAGCAAAGAGGAAAUCUGGGUUAGAGAUGAGACCUGCCAGAGCCAAAUUUGACUUUAAAGCUCAGACGCUAAAAGAGCUUCCUCUGCAGAAAGGAGAUAUUGUUUACAUUUAUAAGCAGAUUGAUCAGAACUGGUAUGAAGGAGAACAUCAUGGCCGCGUGGGGAUCUUUCCACGGACGUACAUAGAGCUUCUUCCACCAGCAGAGAAGGCGCAACCCAAAAAGAUGGCACCAAUACAAGUUUUGGAAUAUGGAGAUGCUGUGGCUAAGUUUAACUUUAAUGGAGACACCCAAGUGGAGAUGUCCUUCAGAAAGGGAGAGAGGAUCACGCUAAUUCGACAGGUUGAUGAGAACUGGUAUGAAGGGCGAAUCUGUGGGACUACUCGACAAGGCAUCUUUCCCAUCACGUAUGUGGAGGUGAUCAAGCGACCACUGUUGAAAAACCCAGUAGAUUACAUCGAUCUGCCAUUCUCUUCUCCAAACCGCAGUACAACCGCUUCUCCCCAGUUUCCAAGUCGUGGCAAGUGCCACUCCCCAGCACCCCAAUCUCUGCCUUAUUCACGUCAGGUGUUGUCUCCUGAGAUGCAGGCCAUCACCUCUGAGUGGAUCUCCCUGACUGUAGGGGUUCCAGGCAGAAGUACUCCAGCUGUGACCCCACCAUUGCCCCCUCUGCCAGAAACCUCUCUUUAUAACACUGAAUACUUUACUUCCUCAGCCAUGGCCAGCCCCACCCUUUCAGUAAGCCUUCCCCAUUCUAGUAUCUCCGAUCGCUCUAGUCCAAGCCUUUGGGUUUCUCCGUUCCCUCCUAACCCUCACAGACCAUCUUCUACCAUCCAUAAUGUCAGUACUAGCCUUCAGUCAAAUGAAGAGAAUAUUAUGUCCUCGCCAUCCCCCGGGGUUAAAUGGGAUACCUUCUCCCAGCCGCAGCUCGGGAACUCCAAUAGUGUUAUCUCUGAGCUUAGCGACGCCAUUAGCAAUCAAGCCAAGUUCCAACAGUGGCAAGAAGAAAAUAGACAGUGUUCCAAGAAGCCUCAUCAAGAGGCAAGUGAGCAUUGUCCCGAUGGAUCCAGGAUCUCUAAGAGGAGCUGUUUGAAGCCAUCCGACCUAGUCAAAUGUAUGAGCCCAGAACAGAGACUCUUUGAUAACACCCUUAGGGAAAGUCACUCCUGCCAACAUCUUCUCAGCCCCCUUCACAGAAAUGAGUCUGAGCAAAGAGAUCCCAGUGCAGGGGCCAAGCUCGCUGAUCCGAGAGAGAAUCAGAAUGGUGUGAGACAGCUUUCACAUCAUUCAUUGAGCACAGGACCAGAUCUCACAGAGUCUGAAAAGAGCUACGUGCAACCUCAAGCCCAGCAGCGCAGAACCACCUCUGACAGAAGUCAGAACCUACAGGAUUUAUAUAGCUACCAAGCAUUAUAUAGCUAUAAACCACAGAAUGAUGAUGAGUUGGAACUCCGAGAUGGAGAUAUUGUGGAUGUCUUGGAAAAAUGUGAUGAUGGUUGGUUUGUUGGUACUUCCAGAAGAACAAGACAGUUUGGUACUUUUCCAGGCAACUAUGUAAAACCUUUAUAUUUAUAAGAAGCCUGAGAACCUGUGAUUGUUUUUUUUAUUGGUGGAUGAAACAGAACACAAAGCAAUCUCUUUAUCUCAAUGUUGAAUCAAUAAGUCGGUUAGUGCAAGGAUGAAGUAAGAAGUCUUAGAGUGACUUGGGGAAGUGUUGGGUUUAAAGUAUGAGCCUCCUAGGGCUUUGGCUCAUUAACAGGCUUCAGCAAAUGUUUUUUGAAUGAAUGAAUGUAUGUGUGUACGAAUGAGCUAUGACCCAGCUGUUUGCUGGGUAACUAGAAGCAAGCCAGACUUCAAGUUUACAUAACUGCCUUGUUAAACCCUACUAGUCCUCCUUCUCACCCUCCUGUGGUGAGUUGACAUGGAACUGAAGGAAAGAAGCAAGUAGCCCCUCAUCUUCUGUGUUUGGAGGACAAUUCAGUUCUAGCCCAGUCCUGGGAGUGUUGAUCUAAAUUGUGGGAACCUGAGGAAUUCAUUUGAUCUGAUCAGAGAAGACCCAAAAAAGCCAGAUCUAAUCCAGUUUUGUUUUUUUUUUUUUGGGGGGGGGGGGAAUCCAAUCUUUAUUGGGUUUGGGAAACUGGUUUGAUCAGAAACUGCUAAACUUCCCCCAACCUAUGGCCUCUCUAAUCUGCCGCAGAGCAGGUUUAGAAGGCUGGCCAUUUGAAUGCUCCCAAACUCAUCAGACCGGACUUUCCAGGGCUAUUCUGGACUAUAGUGACAUUCUUAGGCUGCCCCAACUUGGAUCCACACUCUUGGGGUAAGGGGAGGGGUAGUGGAAAUAAGGUACCAUUUGAUGUGGGACUGUACUCUUUCACCCCCAUCAGCACCAUAUAUCCCAGUGUUCUGACAAUAAAGCAUGUUACAUUUACUUGUGAGAGUUGGAGGAAGUAGAUCAGAGGAACAAGUUGGAUUUGCAUCUGGUUAAUGUAAAUUUGAUCUAUAGCUUAUUGGGAGAACAUGCAACCAUGUCACUAUCCAUAUAUACAUACACAUGUGUAUAUAUUCUUGGAAUUUUUACUAGGUUACCUUCAGAGAGACCGAGUUUUAAUUUGUUUCCUUACCAUCACCGAUGUUUCCAGCCACACCAUAUGUCAAUCACUGAAAUGUGCAAGAAUGUCUUACAGAAAGCAAAGAAUUGCAUUCAAAGGAAACUUUCAAAGUUAUUUUGAUUUAAGUACAUCAAUCAAAAAUCACAUGGGUUAAACUUGUUCUCAGAGCAGAGAGAAUAGUUAAAGUUAAAGAACUUGUAUUCUCUGCCUGGACCAGAGUUUCUAGUCCCUCUGCAUGAAUAGGAGGAGUUAAUUCCUCAGAGCCAGAAUCAGGAAGGGAGUCAUCCAAUCACUACAUUUGUACCAGGCAGCCAAUGACUGUGGGUGCAUAAGUGAGGGCUAACAGAAACACUUGUGUGAAGGGGUUCAGCCUUGGAAAUAGAGUAACAUGUCCUUGAGUUGGCCCAUCUGGACCUCCAGGUACAGGUGGGUCCUGGUAUUAAAGCAGUUGCAGCAGUGAGUGUAAAUAGAGUAAGCUUCAGCUCUCUGGAUAUAUACAGUCACUUCUUCAUUACAUUAGGCCUCUGUGUACUCUGUUGCGCCACAGUUUUAUUUUUUGCCCCAUAUCCUCAGACAGAAAGUAUCCAGGGUAAAAUUGGGAGGAGAUAAAUAUUACCCAUUUUGUACCCUAUUCCAUACCUCAGUGAUGACUUCUCACCCACUAGGGCCCUAGUACACCUCCUCUAUCUUUCACCCUAACAGAACCUGUUCUCAGGAAUGAAUCUGACAAACUUAUGCCCAAUGACAUAUAAAUGACCAAUCUAUUGCCCCUUCCAAGGAAAUUUGCACUUUAAGAAGGCACAAAGCCUUAAUCAAAGGAAUGAAGCUCUCAUAGGGAAACCAGAAUUGGUAGGGGAGAAAUUACUGGGCAAGGGGAACCCUUUUGAUGCCUCAGAAGUCAUAUCACAUGGGCAGCCACUGCCACCAGAUAGUAGGACUACUUUUUUUGGCAUCUUGCUCUCUGCAGGGAAUUUAGUAAAAGCAUAUGUGUGUAUAUGUGCACAAGCACCCGCAUGUCCAUUCAUUUCAGCACUAUGGCGUUAGAAUUCACUUUGAAGUGGAAGUCUUGCAUUGAAUAACUAUUUUCCUGGUCUGUUUUGGAUGCAGACUGUUACUGAUAAAAUAUUAGACCAUAGCUUUUAAGGGGGGGGGGGGAAUGGGUGCUUCUCCAUUAGAUAGCUAACUUCAAACACCUCUAGGAAUACAGCUAGAGAAUCAAACCAAUUUAUAAAGCUUCAUUUUACACAUAAUGCCAGUGACAUAUAUUUGUACAUCUCUGAAACCUCCAUUUUAACUCCCAUAUUUUCCCAUAUGUUUAAUAAUAAGGAAAAAAAUCCAAAAAAAUGCAUCAAAUUUCUGCUUCCUACAUAUCACAGAACAAGUAGCCAAAAGUUCUAGUGGCUACUUUGUCUUGAGACAUUUAGGAAUAUAAAAUACUUAUUUUUAUGCUUACAAUGUUUAUACAGGUUUAUUAACAGCAAGUACACCUAAUUGAUAGCAUGACUUGCAAUACAUUUUGAUAUCUUUCCCAUGCUUUGGGGUCUAAAACCAAUAUCAACUAAAAAACACUUAUCUUUUGCAGUCUCUCUGGGAUCAGUAAAAAAAAAAAAAAGAAAGAAAAGAAAUCACAUCCUCAAGAAGUGGGACUGUACAUAUGUAUAUUUGUAUAGACCAUGUACUUACCUUGUAUAGAAAAAAUAAUUUUAACAAUUUGAAUGAAAGGAAGACAGUAAGGAAGUCAUUAAAGUUUUUUUUUUGCAUUUUUAUUUAAAUGAAGGAAUUCCAAGUUAACCCCUAUGAAUUUUUUUUUUUUUUUAGCACAAGAAGACACUUGUAAAAUGUUACAGCUUUUAAAUCAUCAUUAUGGGGGAAAGGGCAAUAACUCUGAUCCUCAUUUAUGAAUUUAAAAAUUUUUUCCUUUGCAGUCUUGUUUCCCCGCAGUAAUAUUUAGUCCUGUUGCUAGACUAGAUUAAUAUGCAAAUUAUAUCAUGAAAGAAAAAAUAACUGACUUUCUAUGUAACCAGUUAAUUUAAAGGAUUGCCACUGAAACAACACACAGAGAGCAUGUACUAUACAGACACAGAUCUUGUGUUCAUUUAUUUUUCUUUAUUGCAGUGGACUAUGGUUUAUUUGAUAAUAAAUAGACGUGUUGAAUUACUGCUACAUUUCCUGUACAGACUAUUUAAUAAACCUUAUUCCAAUUUGCGUGGUA